AUUUGUUCAUACAUGCGCAGUUCUAGUAAAAAUGGCCUCCCGCAACUCGCAUGCGUGUUUUACUGUGCAUUCGUUCGACUAUUCAAUUGGAGCUGGCCAUUUUCUUUGAGAACAUAUAUCAAAUGAAACAAAACAUGGAUACCAACAAUGACAGAAUCAUACUUAAUAUUAUAAUGAUCUACAUGUAUUGUUUAGCCGAGGUAUGUGUUCUGGAGCUACUCAAUUAUGCAGAAGACCAAAAUCAAUGUGCACUAGAGUUGGACCUUGUCGCCAUGAACACAGUUCUUAUGAACACGAUAGGGAUCCAUCAAAUAGGAAACCCAAUGACCAUGUAUCACAACCACUGGACCCGGGAUGCUUCCUACGACCAGGACGACAUUGUUCACAGAGCUGCGAGAACCCGGCUCUACAUCGCCCAGGAAUAUAUCCGACAGCUGGUAUCCAACGGAGAGCCGAUUAGUACCAUACCUGAGAGAAUACGCGCUUUAUUUAAAGGAAGCAAGCCAUGUGUGAUGCCAGGGACCCGACAUAUUUACAUGAGAAGAUUCGGUUCAACCUUAAAAUGGUAGAAGUUAUAUAUCGGAGUGGAUUGUCUUUAUAGAGCUUUAUAUGUCACUUUAAGAAGUAGAAUUGAUUUAUAUUGUUGUGCAUAAUCAAGAAAGGAAUUUUUUGACUUAGAUAGUUUUUAAAAGGAAAAGAACUCAAAAUGUGAAAGUAUAUGUGUGUUUCUAUUUAUGGUAUACGUGUACGUUAAAGGCAAGCCAGCUGACUAUACACUUCUUUACUUAAAUAUAAAUCUUACAUGUACAGCAUCAUCUUUAUACCAGGUACUGAUAAUUGUGAGAGAUUAGAGUAUCUUGUAUACUGAAGCUGCCUAAAAACAAAGAACUGAACAUGAUACAGAAGCAUGCAUCUCCGAGGGGAUGGAGCUAUAAUUAUUUGUGUAUAUUUUUAUUUUUUUUAAAUAUAUGUCUACCAUAUUUAUUUCAUAGUAUGCUUGGAGUAAUAUUGAGAUGUAGCUGAUAUAUGGAGAUAAAGAACGGUUGUAGAUCAUUCUGCGUUUGCGUUUCCGUGUAAUUGCAUUGAUAUAUAAUUGAUGUGUUCUGAUAGAAAAGAUCUUUUCGGUAAACAUCUAGAAUAAUCAGGAGUUGGAUUGUAUGUAGAGUGAGUGAGAAUUUUGAAAAUGAUCGUUAACUAAAUGAAGGUACUGAAAUCUAGUCGUUGUGUUGACAGAGAAGAUGCUUUACUCCCAUCUAAGACUGUCCUUUUGGAGUAGAAAUCUAGAGAAAUUGUUUUUGUGUUACAUGUAACAUAACAUAAGAAAAUACCUAGAUCCACUUGUGUUCAACUUAGAGUGUACUAUUCAUUAUCAUUUUGGCUAUUUGAUGUAUUUAAGGACAUAAACGAGG
Mizuhopecten yessoensis (Yesso scallop) is the source of this 1409-nucleotide messenger RNA. RefSeq lists its product as uncharacterized. The record is from RefSeq and is a predicted model, not a curated record. NCBI's taxonomy places the organism in Eukaryota, Metazoa, Mollusca, Bivalvia, Pectinida, Pectinidae. Bases 51 to 569 code for a protein of 172 amino acids. The transcript has 5 exons.